Molecule: messenger RNA, 1161 nt
Organism: Colletotrichum gloeosporioides
Lineage: Eukaryota; Fungi; Ascomycota; Sordariomycetes; Glomerellales; Glomerellaceae
Exons: 2
Coding region: 1-1161 (386 amino acids)
Source: RefSeq, a predicted model, not a curated record
AUGACGGAUCUCCCCCAAACCUUUCAAGAUGCCAUCAAAGUCACACGAAGCCUUGGUAUUGGGUACCUCUGGAUUGAUUCGCUCUGCAUCGUCCAAGAUGACCCUGAAGACUGGAAGAUGGAAUCUCGUCUGAUGGAGCAGGUUUAUAGUUCAGCCUACGCGACUCUAGCAGCUAGCUGCGCAAGCGGAACCGAGGAUGGCUUUUUAAAGCCUCGGCCAUGGAGACAUUGCGUUACGUUAGAGUCCGGCAGGGGCUCUUACUACGUCUGCGACUCGAUCGACGACUUUGGGCGAGACGUUGAACAGGGCGAGCUGAAUAAGCGCGCCUGGAUUCUCCAAGAACGAGCUCUAUCCCGUCGCACAAUCUACUUCUCGGAAAAGCAGACGUACUGGGAGUGUGGAAGGGGUGUAAGGGGUGAAACAAUGACGAAAAUGAGAAACCGAAAAGCCUCCUUCCUGGGGGAUUCGGACUUCCCCCACUCCAUUGACACCUACGUACGAGGAAUGAAAAUUGAGCUUUACCAAGAUCUCUACCAGAAGUACUCGGGGCUAGCACUUAGUUCGAUCGGUGACAGGCCUGUUGCCAUCCGCGGGCUUGAGACACGCCUCAUCCGCACUUUCAAAACUGUCGGUGCUCAUGGAGUCUUUGAUACCUUUUUUCAUCGAUGUUUGCUAUGGCAAAGAGCGAACCGGAGCCUGAAUCGGAUCGACUUGGAAUUGCUCAGGGGCGUUCAUGUUCCUUCAUGGUCAUGGAUGGCUUACGACGGUGAGAUCAGAUACAUGAAUGUUCCCUUCAACAGGUAUUCAUGGGAAGCGGACAUCAUCUCACCGUUUAAAGGUUGGUCAUCUCAAAGCACGAAAGAGACAGGUGAAGCAGAUGCGGUCUGUGAGAUCAAGGCGCCUGUAUGGGAAUUUGGCGACUCGAAUGACCUCCAGCUGGAACUUGACACUCCAGACAGGACAUUAUCCAACCUCAAAUGUGUGAUUGUGGCGAGAAGUAAGGAUUUACAAGGCAAGCCGCAACAGUCACAUUACAUAAUAGCUGUGGAAUUUGUCGCGAAUGACGGGCCCUACGAGGUGUAUGAAAGAGCUGGGGUUGCGGAGGUCAGAGGAGCGCAGAUUGCGUUUAACAGGGGAAGUCGGGCGGGCGUUCUCAGAUGA